CGCGGCGUAGUUGGGCCAAAGCGAGGCGGGUUCUGUCGCUUUUAGAAGCGGGAGGGGGGUCGAACUGGGAGCGCGCCGGAAGUGACCCGGAAAGGCAUGUUCAUUGCUGUUGGGGAGGGCUGUGAGCGUGCCAGAAAGACCCGAUGAGGACAUGGUGAAGGCGAGAGCUUGAGCUGAAUCUGGAGAUACAGUUUCUCUGUGCGAAGCAUAUAGCUACUUGAACGCACUUUUCCUAGUUUUCAAACAUGCUACAUGUGAUGGUAUCAGUCAAGAUCACUGAUUAAGGGUCCAGGGAGAAGUGGAGCCAUGGUGUCAUGGAAAGGGAUAUAUUUUUUACUUGCACUGUUCCUCGGAAGUUUUUUUGGAAGUAUUUUCAUGCUCAGUCCUUUUCUACCUUUGAUGUUUGUUUCCCCUGCCUGGUAUCGCUGGAUCGUGGACCGAAUUGUAGCCACUUGGCUCACACUUCCAGUGGCUUUGCUGGAGAUGGUAUUCGGUGCAAAGGUGGUUAUAACAGGUGAUGGGUUCAUUCCUGGAGAAAGAAGCGUCAUUAUCAUGAACCAUCGGACAAGAAUGGACUGGAUGUUCUUAUGGAAUUGCCUGCUGCGAUACAGCUACCUCAGACUAGAAAAAAUCUGUCUCAAAUCCAGUCUCAAAAGUGUUCCAGGAUUUGGUUGGGCAAUGCAGGUUGCUGCCUUUAUUUUCAUUCAGAGAAAAUGGGAAGAUGACAAGAAUCAUUUUGAAAAGAUGCUGGAUUAUUUCUGUGACAUUCGUGAGCCACUACAACUCCUCAUCUUUCCUGAAGGAACCGAUCUCACAGGCAAUACCAAAGCCCGCAGUCAUGAAUUUGCUGAAAAGAAUGGACUUCGAAAAUAUGAAUAUGUCUUGCAUCCACGAACUACUGGGUUCACCUUUGUGGUUGAACGUCUACGGGAAGGUAAUAACCUUGAUGCUAUCCAUGAUAUCACUGUGGCAUACCCUCAAAACAUUCCUCAAACGGAGAAGCACAUUUUGAAUGGAAACUUCCCAAAGGAGAUUCAUUUUCAUGUCCGCAGAUAUCCAGUACACACUGUGCCCACUUCCAGGGAAGAGCUGCAGGUCUGGUGCCAGAAGCGUUGGGAAGAGAAAGAGGAGAGACUCCGGCAGUUCUACGAAGGUGAAAAGUACUUCGAUGCAACGGGGCGAAGCAUAAUUCCACCAUGUAAAUCUGAACUCAGGGUCCUAGUUGUUAAGUGCAUUUCACUCUUGUACUGGACAGUCUUCACACUUGCUAUGUUUGUACUGCUGUACUUGUACAGCUUUGUGCGAUGGUAUCUUUUGAUCAUGGUCAUCAUUUUUGCCAUGCAACAGAAAAUAUUUGGAGGGCUAGAAUUAAUUGAGCUUGCGUGUCAUCAAUAUGUUAAUAAACAACAAAAUUUGUAUGGUGAGAAGACGGAAUAGAAGGCUGUUUGUGC
Molecule: messenger RNA, 1451 nt
Organism: Alligator sinensis (Chinese alligator)
Lineage: Eukaryota; Metazoa; Chordata; Crocodylia; Alligatoridae
Gene: LCLAT1
Product: lysocardiolipin acyltransferase 1
Exons: 8
Coding region: 307-1437 (376 amino acids)
Cellular component (GO): endomembrane system
Molecular function (GO): acyltransferase activity
Source: RefSeq, a predicted model, not a curated record